Molecule: messenger RNA, 1257 nt
Organism: Anisakis simplex (herring worm)
Lineage: Eukaryota; Metazoa; Nematoda; Chromadorea; Rhabditida; Anisakidae
Source: the annotation of a GenBank genome assembly
AUGUUCUAUGAGUCUCUAGCAAAGUCGAAAGGUGAACUUGAUGCUUGCGGAAUAUUGCUGAAGGGAUACGUUUUCGGAAUCUCAAUCGAAGUUUAUGAUUGGCAGGAAUGUUUUUAUAUUUUGAAGAUGUUUCUGAUGCGAACAGCUCAACUGUUAUCAUACCAACAUCUUGUUCAAUGUGCCCAUCGAAGAGCCACAUCAACUAUGGGCAGACAUCUCUUGAACGGAGUCAUCGUCACUGAACUGGCCGGUCUUGCUCCAGUGCCAUUUUGUGGGCUCGUCUUGGCAGAUUUCGGUGCUGAAGUGACCACAGUUAUCCAUCAGAGCGGAAAACAAAUAAUUGAACAGCGACUGACAAGAGGCAAACAACAGAAAGUCGUGAAUCUUAAACGCGCUGAAGGAGUUGAGGAAUUAAGGAAAAUAUGUCGAACAAGCGAUGUGUUGCUUGACCCAUUUCGACCUGGCGUUCUCGAAAAAAUGGACCUCGAUCCGGUCGAUUUGAUCAGGGAUAACAAUAAGCUGAUUGUUGCUCGAAUAAGUGGGUACGGACAGACCGGGGAAUUGGCAUCUCGAGCUGGACACGACAUCAAUUAUGUUUCGUUGUCCGGUAUUCUUCCAACAAUCAAUGGCCACUCAACAAAUCGUUUGCCCUACUGGCCACCGGCGAAUCUUCUCGCCGACUUUGCAGGUGGUGGUCUUAUGGCAGCCUUCGGGAUAAUAGCAGCUUUAUACAACCGUCAACAAAACGGUGGCUCCGGCUGUAUAAUCGAUGUGAGUAUGGUGGAGGGUGUUGCGUACCUGUCGACAUUCAUCACUGCCUAUCAAGACAUCGACAAGAUGUGCAAUGAUCCGUAUGCAUGGUUCUCGGGCAAAUCACCAAUUUAUCGCACAUAUCAAACACUUGACGACAAAUAUGUGGCCGUUGGGGCGAUUGAAAAGAAGUUCGCAGAAACACUUUUCAAAACACUUCAGUUGAAAUCAAAAUUGAUUGAUUUGGAAGAAAGGCCUGAAGUUGUCAACAAUGAGAUGGAAACCACCUUCCGAACAAGGACGAGAGAAGAAUGGACAAAUUUAUUCAAUGGAGUGGACGCUUGCGUGACACCAGUUUUGGAUAUCAAAGAAGUUGCUCUUCUGAAGCAUCAUCAAAUGAGAUCAGCGUUCACCUAUGACAACAACAAAUUCUGGCCUUGUCCUGCACCGAGAUUCUACACCGCAGACGAUUUCGCUCGCUUACGUGAUGGGAAAGUGAAAAAAUGA